AAGUCGAGAGAGUGGGGGCGGGAGAGGAUGCGGCGCCCGGGUUGCACAGCACAUCCGGGCGAGCCAGCAGCGGGCUGCGGGCUGCAUAAUUGAUGAGGGCCGGCGCAAGGCUGGGCUGGCCUCGGGUGCGCCGGGAGCGUCUCGGGGGAGGAGGCCAGGGAGGCCGGCCCCUCCCACUCCGCUUUUUCUCGCGUGUCCUGUCCCUGGGACUGGCAGUGGGCGCCCGGUUACCAGCAAGUGUGCGUAGGAAUAAACGGGAGACGGACCGCAGCAAACCGAGGGCGCAACAGCGACCAGGACAGACCCGCCCGCGCCAUGCUCUCGCUCACUGGCCCGAGGGCGUUUGUGGCGCCCGGCUGCCCGCUGGUGCUUCUGUGCCUUCUGGUGGCGACGUGCCCACAUCGGGCAGAAGGCGAUCCCGCAGAUUCAUCUUUUACAAGUCUACCUGUUCGAGAAGAAAUGAUGGCAAAAUACUCAAACCUUUCCUUGGAGAGCCAUAAUAUAUCACUGACAGGCGAGUCCAGUUCACCAGUAGAAAAAAACAUUACUUUGGAAAAGCCUUCUGACCUUGAGCUCUUAUGCCUGUUCACGCCAUCUGGGGAUUUGAACUCAGUGAACGUGACUUGGAAAAAGGAUGAUGAACUUCUGGAGAAUAUUGAUGUUUUCAAUACAACCAAAGUGGGAAACACCUUGUACAGUCAGUACAGGUUCAUCAUUUUUAAUAGCAAGCAAAUGGGAAAUUAUUCUUGCUUCUUUGAUGGAGAAAAGAAUCUCAGAGGAACAUUUAAUAUCAAAGUACCCAGCAUUCAUGGGAAAAACAAGCCAUUGAUCACUUACGUGGGGGAUUCUACCGUCCUGAAGUGUGAAUGCCACGAUGGCCAUCCUUUAAAUUGGACUUGGUACACGAGUAAUGGAAGCGUACAGGUUCCUAUUGAUGUUCACAAGAAUGAUAAGUAUGUUAUAAAUGGAUCCUAUGCUAAUGAGACACGACUCAAGGUAAAGCAUCUUUUGGAGGAAGAUGGAGGCUCCUACUGGUGCCGGGCAGCCUUCCAGUUAGGUGAGAGCGAAGAACACAUUGAGCUGGUUGUGCUGAGCUUCAUGGUGCCCCUCAAGCCGUUUCUCGCAAUAAUCGCAGAAGUUAUUCUGCUAGUGGCUAUCAUUCUGCUUUGUGAAGUGUACACGCAGAAAAAGAAGAAUGACCCAGAUGAUGGGAAAGAAUUUGAACAAAUUGAACAGUUGAAAUCAGAUGAUAGCAACGGUAUAGAAAACAAUGCCCCCAGGCUCAGAAAAAAUGAGUCGGUGGAACAGUGAGCGAAGAGUAUUCCGCCUUGAGAAGACGUACAAAGAGUUUGUUUUCCUGCUUCUUCUCCAGAACGUGUGAAUUUUAGAUUUUUUAGAAGACAGAAAACUUCCUCAGCACCCACAGCGGUAGCUUUAUAAACAAUAUAGGCCAUCUCCUACCUAAAGAUGUGUUUUCAUUUUGUAAUUGCUUUUCAUUAAAGCAAGGUGAAUUGUUUCAGGUGUGUUCUGCCUGUUGUAAGCUAGAUAAUAAAUUUUAUCCUGGUCUGGGAGAUCAGGGGCACGGGACAGACAGCAGCAAAAUCAGUGGCUAGUCCACAAAGAAAUAUCACUAAAGAUGUGUUUAUUACCAAAGAAUUAUUAAAGAGAAAGCUUUUGCCUGUUGUCUUACAAGUGUUUCCCCGCUCAUGCAUGACUACCUACAGAAGUAUUGAUAACAGCUUUUCUGUGACGUGUAUUCUGCCGUGGUAUUGAAAGUCUUUUUCCUAGGAAACAGGAACUACACUUUCGAGAAUGGUGGCUUCUCUGUAGGCUCUAUGCUAAGGUAUACUUUUGCUCCGUGAGUAAUGGUGUCGACUAAGGGAGUACAAACCGUCUAUGCUAAGAAAAAGGGUCUCUUAGUCUUCAGUAGGACAUUUUCCUCAUUCUUUGCCACGGCAUUUGGGCUUCAUCUGUCCUCCUGGUGUUGAUGUUUCAGGGUCCAGAUCCAUGUGGUCACAGUCCGACACUGCUGCUUGCAUGGCUUUGUGGCUCGUGGAUCCUGGGGACCUUGAUGUGCUGUCUGGUUUCUCGUGCCAUUGCUGUCCAAAUGUACAAAAAUGCUUUAUUACUGCUUUCCAAUAAUAAUUCCUUUGACUGAUAAGCAGGAGCGCUAGUGCACUAUUUUUAUGUUGCUUGCAAAUGCCUUAAACUUAACUUUUGAAAUGGAAGGAUUUCAUUACAUACGUGACUGAGAUAUUUUAUAUAAACUCAAUAAAGCCAAAUCAAUUCAACUUUGAAUCGACAUAGCCAGUUGUCACUGACUUUAAAUUAAAUAAAUAAAUAAUAGAAUGGUGCCUUGGGUAGUAGAUUAGGUGUCCCUGGUGCUGCCGGGUUUUUGUGACACACUGUUUCCCGAAAACAGAAUUAAAGACAAUGACAACAACUUGGGAUGGUAGUAAAAGAAAUCCAUGGUUCUUGGGGAUUGACGGUUUAGAGGUUGGGUAGAAAGAAUCCACUGAUUUAGCAUUGAAAACUCGAAGUGUAUACCUUGCACAUAGCUAAGGAAAGUACCAAAUUCUGAUAGGGAAAAUUCUGUAAUAUCUCAGCUAAUGUUUACCAAUAUCACUAGCUAAAAUAGUACAUAUAAAAUAUUAUGGCAGCUGCUUCCUGUUUUGUUGAUGCAACAAAGUUCAGUAUUUUCUAAUACAUGUUAACUGUACGUAUAGAUUUUAUUGAGUUAGAAUGCACCUCUUGGUAGUAGAUGUCCUGUUUUCUUCCUUAGUCUCAUGAAUGAUAAUUUUGUUUUGCUUUAAUUCAUGCUUAAUUUGACAAGAUCCUCUUGAUGAGCUCAUGGCAAUCAAUAUAAUUAAUCUAAACAUUUCAAAUUCAGAGAGCAAGUCCCACUCAACAGUAUAACUGUGACUGGAUACACACAAAACCCCAAGUAACUUUACUUACAAGAUUCAUUCAUUUGCUUUGCCACCACUAAGUAUUUAAGUUGAAAUAGUUUACGUGGGGAAAAAAAAGCUACCCAAAGGUAAAAUAAUCUGAAAUACUUAUGUGAUACAUUUGAAAUGCUAAUGGGUAAUAUGUGUUAUUUAUUUUUAUAAAAGAUAAGUUAUCUAAGUAACUUUAAGUAACUUUUGGCCUUCCAGGGUCUCUCUGGAGUACUUCUGGAAAAUUGUCCCAUCCCUAUUAGAUUAAAAUGGGCUGCUUCUAUUAACUCGCCUCACAGAGACGAUAAAUGGAUUGUCUAAGGACCCAUUGUAAACUGAUUACAAAACCAAAGAAAAAGAGCAGGAAAACUACCCUGACUAUGUCAUAGACAUCUGGGAAACUCUACCAAUCUUUUCAGUUGAUGGGUUUUCAAUAUAAUAAUUAGAUGUAAUGAUGCCAUAAAAAUGUCCAGAUAAUCUUAAAUUCAGUUUGCAUUGAAAUACAAAUUUCCUUUUGCAGUCUUUUUAACCCCCCCCCCAGCUAGUGAGUCCUUCAGGCUUGAAUCUAAAAUUGUUUUUUUGGAGGUGGCUGUCCUGGAACUCUGUAGACCAGGCUGGCCUCGAAACUCACACAGAGAUCCCCCUGCCUCCUGAAAUUAAAAGGUGUGUGCCACCCACCGCCUGGUUUCCUUUGAUUUUCUUAAACUUUCGUUAAUCCUCCCAGAACCUCUCCCACUUCACCUUCACCAGCUGCAAGGUUGUGGUAUAGGUUUCCCUACCUUGUCCUCAUUGUCCAUUCCUCCAUUUUUCACGGAGCUUCUCAGUCUUUCUUCUUAAACACAAAGACCUCACGUGAUGUGUCAGGUUUCAGUCCAAACCUUAGGCAGCACAUUGUUGCCAUUUCUGCACGUCACCUAUUUACCUGUCUCCUCCCAGUGUCUUGGAUUAGCCCAGAAUGUGUCUCUGAUGCUUACCCCGUCCUACUAACUCAAGAUUAACCUGCAGUAUGUUAAGGUUUAGGGGAAAUUCACAUAUCCAUGAGGUAGGAACGAUCCCAUGUGCUAACGACUCCAUGUUGUUGUCAGGGUAGUUUUCCUGCUUUAGUUGUGUGCCCAGUAUUUUGUACAAGGAAAAAGUUAUAGGUGAUGUAAAAUGUGUGUACCUAUGUUUAGAAAACUAAUUUUAAGUAUGACAGUUAAAAUUGCAAAACAAAUAUUUUACAGAAGAACCCAAGUUAUGCAAGUCCUCCAGUUGUACAGGGUACAUUACACCCAUUCUGAUGGGGUUAAUUCCUGUCACACUUAGAAUCCCAUGGUCAGUAUGCACAGAAACCUUUAAUAAGGUAACACAUUGGCCCUAAAUAUGCAGGAUUUUAAUUAGAUUCCUUUGUAUGGCACAGAGAGCUGGCACUUGGGCUCACCACACUAACAUACCUGUUCCACUUCCCCAAGUUUUGUACAUCUUUGUACAUCUCAGAAUUCACUUCAGAAUUUAAUAUUAACAGCAGCAUGUGACAGAAAGAUUUACUAUUACAUUUUGAACACUGAAAGCAUACUUUUCGUCGAAUUGAUCAAAAGAAGAGGAAAAAAAACUUUUUCAUUUCAACCUUUUUAUUUCUGAUCCUCAUCUUUGAGACAGUUUUGAUUAUUUGCUUUCUGUUAAACUUUCCAUAGGAAAGUGAAGCUUUGGUAAUUAAGUAAAUCUAGGAGAAAAAGGAGGGAAUCCCUGCUCAGUGGUUCAGCUCUCAGAAAGGUGUCCAAGUGCUCCGGUAUUAAUAGAACAACAUGGCGACCUGCGUGCCGUCCACACUCAGGAAAAAUAUUGACAGCAUGAGUGGAAGUGGAAGGUAAACUUGAUUGGUUUGCGACUUUAAGUCACACACACUUAGGUACUUAACUGGUUUGUUCGAUGCAUUGCGCGCUAGGCACUCACUUUAACACCUGCCUUGAAGUUCUCUGUUUAUUUUACUCAUGUCGUAAAAAUGGUCCUCUGUUUUCAUCAGUGCACAAUCUCAAGCUCAGAGACCGUAAGAAAACCACACAAACCCACGAUGUACAUGAUCACAACUGAAAUCUAAAUUUAGCCUUAGCUGACCAGUUCAACAGCACUGAAUGACUAGAUGCAUACGUCCUAAAAAUUGAGGUCAUUGUCAGUUACCUUGUUUUGUUUUGUUUUGUUUGUUUUUUAAUUUCACUCUUUUAAGUGGUCAGUCAAAGCACAAGAUCCAUAAUCUUACUGUAGUUGGGACCCACUUUGUGUCAGUCUGUGUCCCCACACAGGUGCUGGGGAAUCAACACAUACUUAAGACUUUUUUUUUUUCUGGUUGUAUUGUCAGUCGUGAGAAUGACCAUGAAAUUUAUCGACCAGACAUAAAACAAGAAAGAUGCUAUGUAUAAUUUCACUGAGAAAGCAGGCCCUCUGGUCUCACCUUCAGCCCCUAGGGAGGAGGCGGCUGCUCUGUGUGGGUUCUGUCACAGAGGCAGCAGCAAGCUGGAAUGAUUGACAGAAAUGAACUUUCAAGGGAAUAGCCAAUUUUAGCUAAUGCGGGGAAAUCACCAUUUUCAGUAGGUGUCAGGUGAGUGCCGCUGUGGAGAAGUGCCUAUAAUGACAUCAUUUACUCAGCGUAAAGUUUUAUUGCUUUAAGUAUCUUAGGAUGACUGUGGUCUGUUGGCAUUCGGAAGAUGGAUGCGCGAGUCGUAAGAGAAGUUGGCAAAGAACAUCUUGCUUGCGCUGCUGGGUCGAUGAACUGGCCAGUUCCUUGGAUUUGUGCAUCCCUUGGUUCCUGUGUGGUAGUAGCCAUGUUUGUGUGAAUCCAGUGAGCAAAGAAUGGCAGGUCCUUUAGAACCAAAUUUGCCCGUGAAAUGAUUGAAAAUCGCACAUGAAUGGAACAGACAGUAUUUUCAGUUCCACGAACAAUUUAUGGUUUGUAUUCCUUGUCCCUUUACAGCUCAAUGGGAGCAUGUUAUGGAAACCUGUUUAGGGUCUUGGUUAAAGAUAGUGUUUUUGUCUGGUGUGUUUCAUGUUUUAAAGCAUUUUAUUAAAACAAAUAUGUAAUUUGUGGAAAAUUAUCACAUUAUUUUUCUAAAGUUUAUUGAUAUGAAAGUAAUAGGUUUAUUACAUAUGUGAUUAACUGCGAUGCUACUUAAUGUUACAAAAGAAUAGCUACUUAUAUUUUUAACUUCUAGAAUAGAUAUUUAAUCAUAAAUGUUUAGUUUUGCUUAAAUCAAGGACCAUUGAUUAUAUUUUUUUAAUAGCUGUGGUUUUUUUGCAUGUGUGUUUAGAUUCUCAUCGCCAACUUUCUAUAUCCAAUAACACCAGAAAUGACAAUACAGGAACAUUGUGAAAAUUUCCAUGUUGUUUAUGAAUUUAAUAGACAAUUAAACUCAAUAAAAUGUA
Microtus ochrogaster (prairie vole) is the source of this 6332-nucleotide messenger RNA. RefSeq names its product embigin (gene Emb). NCBI's taxonomy places the organism in Eukaryota, Metazoa, Chordata, Mammalia, Rodentia, Cricetidae. Gene Ontology annotation, molecular function: cell-cell adhesion mediator activity. Gene Ontology annotation, cellular component: plasma membrane; axon. Gene Ontology annotation, biological process: axon guidance; homophilic cell-cell adhesion; dendrite self-avoidance. The record is from RefSeq and is a predicted model, not a curated record.